GUCGAAGAAUAGGAAUUUAAAUGAAAACAUAGAAGUUCCUAACAACAUACCGCAUAGAUUAUCUAUAUAAUGGAGUAAUUACUGCUUAUUCCAGUUAAAUGGAUGAGGUUUGUGAUAGAAAACCUUCUGAGGAAGAUCUGCUCGGCUGUUGGGAGGUAACGUCAAAUCCCAGAAAAUUAUUUGCCACAAAAAUCAAUAAUGGUUUCAGUUUUGCUGACAUUUCUCUCGACAAUGAAUGUUUUCAGAUAGUGUCUUGCAAACUACAAGAAGAGAGAUACCCAGACGUCGAAGGGUAACUUCUUAUUCAUUUCUGUAAACUGUAUAUUUUUUAAUGAUUUGAAUAGCUCAUCCUAUUUUCUGUCUGUGAGCGCAAAUGUUUUGUGGUGAAAAUUUAAUUUUGUUGGGUUCUAUUUAGUCUCGAACGUUUAUGCGACACUUCAACAAGCCCUUAAAAUUACUUUUUAGUGAUGUGGUCAAACACGCAGCUCUGUAGCGUUACUUUGAUGUAGUUAUUCAUUGCUUUAUUUUGAGAUAUAGAGACUGCGUAUCUUUAGAGCCAACAGCAUAAGUUAAUAAUUAUAUGAUUAAGUUCUACCACUAAUAAUAAUAAUUUCCACCUGUUUUGUAACUUUUUUUUGAUGGAGCUCUAUCAAAUGAAUAAGGACACAUCCUGGGAAAUUGCCAAGAAACUUAAUUUAAGAAUACACAUUUAGGGGAGCAAAGCUUAUUGAAAAACAAUCGCAGAGUUAAAAUAUUUAAAAUAUUAUUACUGAAACAGCUGAAAGGGUACCUUACUUCACUCAAACUUUUUUGAUAAGUUAAGUCUGUACUCAAGCCAAGUGGCCUACCCAGUUGGAGCUUAUUCUGGUUUCCCAAGCAUGAAGGGCCAAGGAGUAGCACUGCUUUCCCCUGGAUGGGUAGCCAGUCCAUUGCAAGGUUACCCCCCUCUCCCCCUAGUAUUUCACCAGGCUUUCUUGUUAAUUUUUUGGUAUGCAUUUAUACUCUUGGCUGGAGAGGCACUACUUGUGAGUAAAUGAUAAAUUUUGCCCAAGACCACAAUGCAUUGACCAGGGCAAUAGGUCUGAGUUCGAGACCUGGCCUGGAGUUCAUUGCACUUACUAUUAGACCAAUGAAUUUCCCAUCACCUGCUAUCACCUUGUAUGCAAAGAAAUUUCUUCUUUGAUUUGUUUUCAGUCAUUUAUAAUCAUCUAAUCAGGUAUUCUACCAUUUAUAAUUAGCUAUUUAUUCCCCACUCUCUCAAACUGUGUCUUGUUCCUCUGUCCUCCUGCAUAUUUCUGUGAGUUUUUAAUAAAAAUGGACUUAAUUUUUACAUAAAUUACUAUUAUAUUUAUGAUUUCUUUGUAUAGAAUUGAUAAUCUGUUUCUUUUUUCAGGGUACAAUUCAGUUUAGAGGAAGGUGGUGAUCUGAUCUGGAGUGUGCCUCCAACAUCAGAACAAGAUACACUUCCUUUCUUUUCUUGUGAAACAUUUGUGGUAAGAGAACUUUAGACAAGUUAGUGUUUGCAAGCUUUUUGUUUGAACGCUAGAAAUUUAAUACCAAAGUGUCUCUCCUCUGGAUCUGGAGAUUAUCUUUGGUAAAACAACUCGCCUCUAAAUUAUAUUCAUCAUGCAAUUCUUGAUCUAGUAGUGUUACAGGUGUAUUUGUUGAAAUAAUUGUUUGCUCUUGAAUACUGUUCUGUUAAGAAUGUUUAUAACUUAAAGCUCUAUUUCACAACUGUUUUUAGUGGCUGAAUUAGAUUUCUUCAAAUCACAAAUUGUUAAUAAAUUUAUAUGUGGGGCAAAGAGUCUUCUUUUUCUUGUGCAGGUCGAUGGCUUUUCAGGAGAGUUGGUUUGUUAUGGCAGCAAUGUUGACAAAAUUGCUUUAAGAGUAAGUCAAAAGUAGUAUAUUGCUGAAUAAGUAACCUGUUUUGGUUGCUCGUAACAAGUAGAAAAAAGUUUUGACUACUAAAUUUGUAUUGAAAGAUGCCAAUUGGAUGACCAGUCUUUGGUGGUUUUUAUUUUCUUUUCUUAAAAAAAUGCAACUUAAACAUAUCAACCAUGUUAAGAUCAUGUAAGGUGGUGUCAAAUGACAACUUGGUAACAGGUAAUAACAUUGCUGUUACUAAUUUACUCCUUGUAAGCCUUGUAUGCACUUUUUUUUUUUACCUUAUUGGCCAAUCUAAAGUCAAUUGUCAUCAUGAAAUACUUGGAUCAAUAUCAGUAUCUGGGCAACUGCCCACCUACCCCUCCCCUAACUCAACAACAGUCAAUUGAUAACAAAUUAGGGUUAAUGUUGGGUUAGGGGAGGGGUAGGUGGGCAGUUGCCCGGAUACUGAUAUUGAUCUAAAUACUCCUUACAUUGCCAUACAUUAUGUGUCAUUUUAGUACUGAGAAUUUGGAUUUGAAUUCAUCAGUAUCCCUUAAUUCAUAUAUUACUAAUUCUUUCUUCUUAUUACCUUUCUACUUGAAAACAAAUGGAAAUUUGUAAGGGAAAAACCCUUUUUGCUCUCUUCAGGAAGUGAACAGCUUUUUGUUUUGAAGGAUUUGGCGACAGGCUUGUGAAUGUUACCCUUUUCUCCUUUCGUGGAUGCCCUCCGAUUCCUUCCAUUCUUUCUUUUAAUUUCUUUCCUUCUGUCACUCCAGUCUUGCAUUUUUCACGUUUCUGUAAUUUCUACAUAAAGUUCCUUUUUGUGUACAUGCAGUCAGUGUUACGGUUUCUCAUUUCCUUACAACAGGCAAUUCAUUUCUGUAAUUUUUUGCUCUAUAGUGUUCUCUUGAAUCAAACCAGCUGGUCUUGUGUUAUGACAGACAUUUAAAGUUGUGCUGUCGAAAGGUAAAAAUAUGUUCAACAGCUUUGCAUUUAAUAUUUCCCUAUCAACAUCACAAUGACUAGAAAUGUAAAAAAAAAAAUCUGGUCUGGAAAAUAAUGAAUUCAGAAUGAGCACCACAUUCCAAAAACAAUUGUCAUUAGGAUGACACUUCUCAUUAUUUAUCAUGACUUUAAACUUUUCAGAAAUUGGUUAAAGGCGUCACUCUGUAAAGGAAAAUGAUAGUUUAUUAGACUAAUUAUUUUCUGCUCUACUCUAACGUUUGUCAAAGUUUAUAAUAAUUAUAUCGCUGUGGCAAAUUAUUUUGCCGUACUGAGAUCCAAGCCCUAUAUAUUUUUUCAGUGACUAUGCCAGCUUUGUAAAAUGCAUUAUUACAAUUUCCCAAUUUUGCAUUUAUCUUUUUAAUUAGUUUCUCAGAAUCUGUUUGGUAGACCCUUUCAUUUUGGAAUUAAAUACAUGUGUUUUCAACCCAGGUGGAUCAAGUGAACUCUACAAAUCUUUCACAUGGUCCAUAUUCCUUACUUUCUGCGUUGAAGGAGGGCUUUUUCACAGAUAUCACCCUUACUGCUAGCAAUGGUGAAAAGGUGACUCAUUAACAAUCUAAUAGUUUGAAUAAUGAAGUCAAUUUUGGCUUUUAUAGUGAAUUUUUAUUUAAUAGUAGAGUCUGGGAAUCAAGCACAAAUAUCAUGCCACAUUUAAGGCCAGCUGAAUAUUUUGUAUUUUUGUCCAUAAAAAAAAAGACCUGUUUAACCGGUAAUGGUCCACUAAACACAAUACGCCUCUCUAUCUGCUUCACUUUUUCAGCCUUAUGAGAAAUAAGCAUAGAAUCAAGCAGUUGGAUAACAAAUUAUAAUAGUUGUUUGUAUUUUGACAUGCCCUAUGCGCUCUUUAAAAUAUGGCACAACUUGUAAAAAUACUCAGCAAUACUACACACCAAAAUGUCUAAUUAGAUAUAUUUUGCCUAUUUUAUUUAAGUCUAUACAUGUAAUAUUAUAGCUGAGGCAGUUACUAAGUAUUAUUAGCUAAUACUUAAUAUUUCCAAAUACAGUCAUAUGCAGUGGGUAUAUUCAAGGAUUUAAGCAAAGACAUUUUUGAGAUGCAGAUGGCAAACAAAAGAGUAAUUCUGGCAUACUUUGGUGUAAAUUAUUGACUGUUAGGUCAUGGUUUUUGCAUUUUAAACAUAAAAGGUGCAGACCAGAAAGGUAAGUGAGCACUAGAAAUGAGAUCUUUAACCUUUCAGCUGCUGUCCAUGUUUCAAAAACAUUUGUGCAUGAGCCUCCUAUAUUUCUUGACCCAGAAGAUGUUUUGAUGAUCUCAAACUUUUCUGCAUCAUCAGAUUUCUUUUAUUAUUAGUUCAUGAUUGCAAUGUUCAUUGUUUACAAUAAAUGUAUGGAUUGACAUCCUGGGUGACAGUAUUGGAAUGUAAUUUACCUUCAAGUUAGAUCAAGUGUUUUCAGUUAAAGCUGGGUUGGCCCCUUUGCCAUUUAACGUGCUAGACUGUGGAUCAAGAGGUCUUACUAUUGUUUGAUCUCUGGCUGGUGUCAUGAAAUUAUGUCCUCUUAUAAAUGAAAGGUGACACACCUUUCUGUGCCUCUUUUUACGGUAGAGUUUGAAUGGGUACCCACAAUCUGUGAGAGAAGUGUGAGUUAGUGGUGGGAACUACCAGCAAUUAAGUAGCAUCUGGUCUGGGAAGGGUGGAAGUACCCUACAAUGAUUUGUGGUGCAGAAAGUGGGACAAACUAUGGUAUCAAAGGGUCACUGGGUUCCCAAGACACCUUUUUCUUCAUCCUGGUCCACUUUUUUUUAAUCUUUACUUUUGCAUUGUUUUUUAGUUCCAAGCCCACAAGACAGUCCUUUCUUGUUUCUUUACUGAUGUCUGUACAUGGGACAAAAUUCCUCCUUUAUUAGAAAAUCAGCCAUCAGAUGUGCUAAGGGCACUGUUACAUUACUUGUACACCAGUUGUUUGCCAGCUGACAUCUCAGAUGAAACUGCAAAAGAGCUUCAAAAAAUUUCUCAGUUGAAUGGGAAGGAUAUUGGACAUCUAAGCAAGCUUUGUACUGAGUAUCUUGAAGCAACAGCUGUGAAAAAUAGUAAGCUAUUGAUGAUGUUUAAGAACAUUUUAUGUUAGAUCUAUUUCAUUUCCAGCUUCCCCUUUUUUAAUUGUUAAAGUGAAUCAGGCAGCCUUCGGUAAUUUACAGCGUAGCAUCAGCUUUGAAACAUUGUCUCUCUAUACACAGAGAGGCUCAAUGGGAGUCAAUGGGAGAAGAUUUCAACAACAUGCCAUGGCUAAGAUUUGAUUAAGAGAUACAAAAAAAGAUUUGUUUCUAGGGCUUCCAUCAGAAGGACAACAUCCUUUAUCAUUCAUGACUGUGGCCUCAAUCCUGUCUUUCUUAUUUAAGAUACCAGUUCUCUUUCAAGUUUUCUUAUUGUGGUUAAUUUAAAAGUGAAAGCAUUUUGAAAACUACUCUCAGAGGAGAAUGCCUCUCAUGGAUCUGGCCACAGCAUGAUUCAAUCCUCAUAAAAAAAUGAUCCAUGUUUAUUCCUGAUUCAAAUGCAGCAUAUGGCUUGGGUUACAUGUAAUUUCUGAAGAAAUAGACUGCUCCCUGCUCCAAGGCCCUUUCUGUAGGUUUUUUGGUUUUCUACCCUCCAGAGAAAACAUUUCAAAAUAGUUGUGGUUCAAGUUAGAGUCAGUGAAAAGAGAACCUCUCUUUGCAAUGGCCAACUGAUGUGUAUCUAUAAUUCACUUUAAUUAUAUUUAAGUCCAUAGGACAUCUCUGCUCAUGGGUGGUUGGGCAUUAUUGAAUAAAUACAUUAGUCUUAAGCUCAUAACUUGGCUUGGAUCCCACUACCUUCCAAAUUCUCCAUCUUGCUUUUUUUCUUAAUGUGACCUUGUCCAUGCACCUUUAACCCUUUUCACAGUUGGCAGGGUUUUUUCCACAUAAAGCAUUAAACCUUUCACUCCCAAGAUCUAAUUAGUAAUUCUCCUUACUAUCUGCCAUACAAUUCUCACCUGCCUGCUUGAUAUUGUAUUGGUAUUGUUAGGAGAAAUUCUGUCUUGGUCACUUGUGGGAGUGAAAGGGUUAAUCAUGGAAGCACAAUGGAUACCCAUCUUGUCUUUACUAUCAAAAUGGUACUAUCCUCAGUCUACUACAAUUCUUCAUCACAGAACUGUUGAGAAUUAUCUUUUUCUUUAUUUUCCAGGGAUCAAAAGUCUUCUCAGUGACUUAUAUAGUAUAUUGGAGUACAUUUUACAAAUAUCAGAAUCUUUAGCCUCAGGAUUUCGUCAUGAUAGAACAAGUAAUGGAACCGUCAACACUGGAAAUGGAUGUAGAGUAGAUUCUCUAAAGAUAGUCAAAGUUACCAAAAUGUCACUGAGGCAACUAUCAAUAGGUAAAUAAUUUAUCUUAACAAUUAUAGUUUGUCUAAUUGAUAUGAGCAGCUCUUCAAAGUGGAUGUCCUUUGUUGAUCCUUGCUGUUGACAAAGAAGAGGGUCACAGCAAGAACAAGUAUAGGUGCUCAGUCUGAAAGUCUCUGUGCUUCAUGCCUCAAACCCUUUAGACUUGCUCCAUGUCCAGGUUGACAUGGAUUCAGGCACUGUCCCAUCCUGUGCUAUUGGUGUGGUACUGCUGAUACAUCAACCAAUUAGUGCAUCACAGUAUUUGAGCUGGUACUCUGCUGAAAUGGGAUAACUUUACUCCAUAGGGUAGCAAAGGGGUAUCCUGAUCCUGUUUCAUGUACAAAUUUUAAAAAAAUACAUGUCACAUGUACUUUGAACAGUAUUUCAUGCAUCAAAAAUUUAAAAGAGAGAGCUUCAAAUCUCAGUCUACCCCUUGCCUUUUGUUAAAAUUAAUGCAUCACAUAAUUAUAUAUUAAUUUUGGGCCUAAUUGUGUAUCAUCUAUAUACCCUUUGCCACCCUCACUCCUCUGUGAUUAUUUGGGGACAAGCCAUCAGUGGAUAAAUCAGAAAUUUGUUUAAACAGUUAACUUACAUAACACGAUUAUCAAUGAUGUCCUAAGAAGUACUUUUCUUACCUUCUAUCCAUUGUAGAACUAUUAAGACUGGAGUUGUUGAUUACACAAAGGUGGUUUGGAGUAAAAAAAAUUAACUGAAGUUUCAUUAAAUUACCAAUGUUCCGCUGUUAUCCUAUUCUUACCAGGAAUGUUGAAGUUUGUUUUGCUCUGUGACAUUUUUACCAAACACAAGUCUGACCUAUCAAGAGAAGAGAGACAAGAUAUUAUUCAGCACUGUUGGAAGAGGUAAAAGAAGAGAAAUUUUCCAAUAUUUUGGGAUCUUCUGGAAAUUCCUUCAGCACUAGGUUAUGACUUAUUUGGUUCCACUUGGCACAGUUGUCUUCUUUUUCUGUUUUUGUUCAAUCAAGCACUGACUUCAGUUUUACUGUGCCCAUGUACAGUGUGACAUGAAAAAUGGUAUUACACUAGUUCUAUAUUUCUUUAUUAAUUUUUUUUUCCCUCCUAGGUUGCCUUGUUUUGUGGAACUAGUAGAGAAAUUCUUGACAGUUUUCCAAGGUGCUUUAUCUGGACUCAGUGAGUCUGAGAGGGAAGACAUGGCCUUGCAUCUUAUUCCAGAGGUUUGUGAAUUUGAAAUAACUAUAACAGUUAAGCUUCAUGGCUCUAUCUUUUAAUAUCAAGUAAUUGUUGAUAGAUCGAUUGGUACUAUUGUAAUUAAAAUGUUUUUAUAACAAAUAAUAAACAAAAUUGAUAUUGGGACAAGAAGUGCUCUUGCAGUGUUUUUCUCCCCAUCUGAAAUAUUGAAUGGUUCCAACAAACUGGCUUGGAAACAGAGCGAAGUUAUCUGAAAUUAAUUAACCUUCCUUCAUCUCUUGCCCCAGAAACUGGGUCAAGAACAGGUUAUUUCAGGAUCAAUAAGCUUGUACAAGGGUUGAGGGAGGAAUUUGUAACAGAAGGGGGCACCCUACUAUUUCCUAUUACUCCAUUGUGUUCUUUUUCUGUACAUAGAUUGAGAAGAUUUGGUUAACAUCCACUCAGCUGGGAAGUGAUGCCAAUUGUGCUCUGGAGACAAUUACACGGAAAGUAGACAAAGAUCAUAAAUCAAAAACACAUCUUCCAAAGAUGGCAACUUCAUUAAGUAGAACGCUCAGAAAUGUGAGUAAAUACAAAGUAUUUAUAGAUCAUACUAUUGGUAAAUCUACUUCAUCAAAAAGAAAAGAACAAAUUGUGAAAAGGGAACUUUAAUUUUAACUUUGAUCAUGUACCCUGGUUGCAAAACCAAUCAAAUGUCAUGAAUUGCAUAAUUAUGCAAUAAUCAGGUAUAGAUAGAGAGUGGAGUGUGGCUGUGCUCAUUGUUUGUGUGGCUAUGUUCAUGUUUAUUCUAUGAAAUUUUGGGAAUGGGAAUGUUUAAUUCCUCUUUGUAAGUAAACUGAGUUUGAUGUUAGUGUAGUAAGUUCUGUCACUUACAGUACGAACAGAGGAAACAAGGUUAUAAGAUGCACCAAUCAUAGCUCACAUACAAACUAAGAGAUAUUAGUAUGAUUUGGAUUUGUGUUAAAUUUGUUUAAUCUUCAGGCAGUUCACCUUAGAGAAGUUAUAACACUUAAAAGAUUUCACGAUAAGGUCUCAUCAUCACUUAUGUUUCUGCUGCAAAAAAGGUGAGAAAAUCUUUUUUCCCAAGCUCUGACCCUAUAUUUAGAUUAAAUUGAUUAAUAUUUGUUGAACAAAAGCUAAGGCUGACUUUAUGUAUACUAACUAUUAUUCAUUGGGAUUAAAGCAUGGAUCCUGUUUCAACAGAAAGUCUUCACAUUCCAAAUUCUUUGCAAAUCCUUUUUAAUAGGAGUUGACCCCAUAUAAAACUCAACUUUAAAUCACUAUCUGUUCAUAAAAUUAACAAUGUUUUAUCACCUGGUAUUUUUUUUGAUAAACAAUUAUAUAAUUUAUAGUUACUAUCGUCAAUUGGGAUAAAUAAUUUAUUAUUAUUAUUACUAUCAAAUUAAUUAUUCUUAUCACUAUUUUUGUAAUAGUUAUCUGUCAUUAUUUUAAAUACCAGCACUAGCACUAGUAGUAACACUAGUAUUUGUUUUCGAAUUUUUAAUUAGUAUUAUCCUUAAUGUCCACGUAUUCUCGCUGUUUCAGGGGGGAUUUUACUUCUUUAUCAGAAGAACAGAAGCUGAGAUCUGUGUUAAAGACCAUGGAUAAUAUGAUGCUAGAGGUCAGUAAUAAUAAGUAUGUGUUAUUAGAAGAGACUAUUGUAUUAGUAGAGUGGGUAUACUGAGAGACAGCACUGGAAAGGGAUCAACAGUGACGUAUGCAGAGGUGGCUUGAAGGAGAGAGGCUGGGGAAGACCAAUGGUUAAUUGUAGGGGGAGGGGUGGGACUGUUUAGGGUGGACUUGUAUGAAAUACGUUGGGAUUUCAUGUAACUGUUCAAAGUUUUGAGGUUAGAGAAACAAGGUGAGAGUCCAGUUAAUCAUCGAGCAUGUAGAUGAUGUUUUUUAAUCAAUGCAGAUACCAGAUCACAUUCGCACUCUCCAUAAAUUUCCAAGAAUAUUUGAGAAAAAGAUGCCAUGGAAGCAGUGGAAGUAUUUGUGUAAAGAGUGGACGUCAUUCGUGGUAAGAAUUGGCCGAUCUAUAGCAAGUAAUUUAACGUCAUAAUUAUUAUAUAGGAACAUUUUAGGGCAUCAAUAAUUCAACAAGUGGUUCUACAAUAGACCAAAAUUUAUCAAACAACUUAAACAAAAGCUUUAUUUUAAUUUGUUAGUUUUCAGAUCAUGAUAGUUGCACUCGUCAGUAAAACUUGUAGACUGUUUACAUAGGGAAGAAAGGAUGUUAGGAACAUCUAUUAAAGAAAACUUACUGGUAAACCUCGCUGGUCAGUUUUUGAACAAGGCGCCUAUUAUUUAAGUUUUCCUGGGGCAUAUGGGUGGUGAUUUUGUGACUUUUGUGCAUAAACUUAUUUCUUUUCGCAGAGUCUUAGUUUACGAAAAGUGUUAGCAAACAAAGAUAUUCUUGAGCCGGUGGUGGAACAGACAAUUGCUUUAAUUCAUGAAGACCAGUUUACAAAUCUUGUUCAGGAACUUGGUUUCCGAAAGGAGAGUUUUAGUGAGGACAAGGACGAGGACAUCACUAGAGAAAAGGUAACUUUUUAAGGAGAAAUCGCUCUUCACGGAUGUAAAAACUUCCUUAUUACUGAGAAAAAUGAGUGGGAACACUUACAGAACAUGGCGAUGGUAAAACAGUCAUUAAUAUUCACUGCGGUCAGUCUCUCGAAAUUUAUUUAUUCAUUUUUUUUUGGUGGGGGGGAGGGGAGACAUAUAACUGUUUCUUGUUUGAUCCAUCUGAACUUUUCGUGAAAAUCAUGUGAUUGCUUAUUGAUGAUAUCCUUGCAAUUGUUAUUAUAAUACAGGAAUAGUUUAAACUCUGUCGAUGAACAGUAAGUUUGGGGGAAGGGGAAAGGAGACAUAUAACCUAUUUCCUAUUUAUAAGUUUUUAGAGGUUGUAUGUAUUUAAAGAACGCUUUAGCGUUUAAAUAAGCAAUCAAACGUUUCUCGAAAUUUCUUUUCAUAAGAUUGUUUUUAUGACAAAAAGGCUUUUUAAUUAAGUUGACUUUCUCUUCUUUCUUGUAGAAGAGCAGAGGUCGUGUGGAGUCAAUAAUAACUUGUCCGCCGGCUGAUAAGAGCCCGCUGGCUCAAUCAGUCAACCAGCUAUUGAUAUCUGGAGCUCAUGCAGACAUGAAAUUUAUUUUUGACAAAACAGACUUAUCUCAUUACUCCGCAUGCACCGAGUGCAAAAGAAUAUGUGAUCAGAACGUAAUGGAGAUUGCUGCCCAUCGUGUUAUUGUAGCUACACGUUGUGAUUGGUUUAGACGGGCACUGCUGAGUGGCAUGAAAGAAUCUAUAGAAAGGUACGAGGGCUUUGUUAAAAGCUCCUUUUUGGGGUGCGAUGCCGAUCGUUUACAUAUUGUUUACGCAACUGGUUCACCAGUUCGCAGUCGAAAAAAAGGAGGGAAAAGCUUGACCUGAGAAGCAGUUGGUUUAAAUAAGAAGAGCAAUUUUAAACUGAAUUUUAAAAUUAGCUUAGUUUAGUUCUGUUCCCUGAUUGGUCUGUAAAACUCGCCCCAGCCUCUUAACCAAGCAAAAGUGUUGUGAUUACUUCUGUCUUUGGUUGUACGACACUCAAUCGAAAAACUCUCUAAAGGAGUAGUUACGUCAAUGUUAGCAAUAUCUUGCGUUUUAUUCGUUUACCUCAUCGAACCCCAGGAAUACCUAGAGGUCGUUACUUCGUGAAUUUAUCGCCUUAAGGGACCGAUUGCAAAAAUGUCUGGUUUCUCACUCGUUUGCGUGUGAACGGAAGAAAGGAAAUGCAUAGAAAAUACACGUACGGACCGAAGCGAUCGACGCCUUAAGAAAAUCCGUUUACCAAUGUUACUGGACCCAAACCUAAGUGAUAAAAAUAAAGAAACAUUUCCUUUAGAUAGAGAGGAAGAAAGAAUGGCGUAUUUCUGAACUCCUCGGUCUGGUCGACAUUUACUUGUCUAAUGAGUUUGUUGGCCGAGUUGCCAGUGAUAGAUACGAUUUGUUGGUUUUCAGGCGGAUUUUAAUUCCCGACACGAGUCCAUGUUUGUUCUACAAGUUCCUUGGUUAUCUGUACAGCGGUAUUCUUGAUAAGGACAGCCUUAGUUUGGACGAGCUUGCCGAGGUGAUAGCAUUGAGCGAUAAGUACGAGGUAAGGGGUAAAAUUCUUUUCUUCUCUCGACCACGUUCUUCUUUGUGUUUGACACAAUUAAUGCAGUCGGAGCAUUAGCGUAAGCAGUACUCAUUUAGAAUUUCAUUCCAUGGUUCGUAUGGGAAAACAGAAAUCUCUCGAUAGAGCAAUUUUUAAAAGAGCGUCAAAACUAAUUGGGAAUCGCUUUGGUUUUGCUUUAUUCCGGUUGUUUGUUUGAGAAAACCCGCGCCACACUCUCAACCAUUCAGAUUCAAACCAAAACCAAUCACGACCUGGUCACACGCGUUUUCCCGCGCUUCAGGUGUAUUGCUUGUUGUUACGUCGAGUCUUUAUUCUUCGUGAUGUUUUCCUUGCCAGGAUUGGCCGUCCACAUCUCAGUGAGAACUCUUGGUCGCAAAGGAAUUUAUUACUAGUAUCUCUGUCUCUAUUUUUCUUCGAUUAUUGAUGGCUUUUUACAGAAAAUUUGGCAUUUUCAAUUCCAGGUGGAUUCUCUAAAAGAAAUUUGUGAGGGAGUCUUACUUCGAGACAUCGAUGGAGAUAACGUUUUGCUGUAUCUUGGUAUGGCGGAGCAGUAUUCUGUGGCUCUUUUAAAGGUAGGAGACGCGUAGAGCACCGAACGGGACUACAUGUAACUCACGGUGCCAAAAAUUUCCAAGUUCGUCUUUCAUGAGUCAACUUAAAAUCAAUUCCCAGUUUUGGUGUUUUGAUAUUGCGACAUAACCCUACAUGAAGAGUACUUAUGUUUUUUGUUUUUUCUUGUUAUUUUUUUUUCAGGAGGAAUCAUUUAACUACAUAACGUUGCAUCCUGAAGUCUUGGAAUCAGAAAUGUUUGAAGAGCUCCCUGACACUUUGAAACAAAGUAUCGAGGACAGAAUUCGUCAAAACAUGUAAGUGAAUUUUGGUUGGAUAUACGGUAAGGUCAGCGGGUCAUAAAAAACACUCCUUUACUGUAUUGACCUUGCUUUACUUAUGACUCGCCCACGAAGCAAACUCCAACCUUUAUACCAAUCUGAUUCCACACAGAAAUUCGGGAAAACGGAGGUGAUCUAAGAACAACUGUAGAGGGAUUAUUGAGGCUCAGUGGGGUUUUCAGUCUCUGAGGUUCAUCCUCUUUAACUUGCAUUCAGGUCGUAAGACCAACACAUCUCAUUGGAUGACAAACAUUUUCUUAUAAUUUAGGCCACAGGCUAAACCAAUAACAGAGGAAGUAAAUCAGGCACUUGCUGUAAGUAUUAAUAUAAUAUCUUUGAAUGGAAGUUACCCCCUUGUAUUUUAUCUCGUAACUCUGCAUACGAGACUUGCUCUUUCACUUGCUGGAGUACCGGUAGGAGUACCGCUUCUCCUCCAACAUUGGGUGAUGAUGAUAACGAUGCAUUUAUGUAACGCACUCUCUACAGGAAAAUGCCCUAAUGCGCUUUACGACAUUGUGGGGGACUUAACCCAGACUGCAUUGAGGAGUUACAAUUGCUGAAAGGGAAUUUUGCAGGUGCUCCCAACUUAGGAAUUUUUUGAAACAAGGCCAGACCACAACACCGGAGCUACGUUCCCUACUCUUUGAGAGAAGUGCGUGGGUUCUUUAACGUCCACUGCUAACUAGUACAGACAAGAUGCAGGAGACGAGAGUUCAGGUUUUCUUCUUCAUCAAAGAAGACUAGAAAGUCUAAUCAUUUCCAGAUGUCAUAGCAAAGAUAGCACAUUCUUCUCAGCUAUUUGAGACCCUUAGUAUUUGUCCGGUCUAGAUACCAGUCUUCCAUAGACCCCCCCCCCUUUCCGGUUUUUCAUCACGUUUCCCAGGUAGUUGGCCUUUAUUUUUUUAUAUUCAGGAGGGAGAGAGUCAUUGUGAGGGUUGCACGUCCUUCCUCUAGGUCUCGCCAAAGAACGCAAUCCAGUUACCCUGGAUUGGCCAUGAAUUCCAGCGCGCUGAUCGUGUCUUUUAAUCCACAGAUUACCCGUUUAGAAGAUUUUGAAGGCCUGCUCGAGGACGAUUUUGUUGAAUAUUCGGAGGACAGUGAUGAUGACAACGACGAUGACGUCAUGCCACGUGGUAACAGUCAAAUAGAGCGUUGUAUUGAACAACUUCGUGAUGUCCUCGGAGAUGAUGUGCCGCGGAGAGAACUGGUACGAGUGACUCUUGCGGCGGAUUGUGAUCCUAACAGAGCUCUUAACUUUUAUUUCACUUAACGUUUUAGAGGAAAUUUCAAAGCUUAUUUCGGGUAUUUCACAUGAAAAUGGUAAAACUACAGUAGAACCUGUAUUAAGUGGUCACCAAGUAUUUUGCGGUCGGUUGUCAAAGUCCCGAAUUUGUUUCUCUCCAAUAACUGUUAAGCGGUCUUGGUCACCUUUGAGUAAGUGCCAUCGGUUAGUUUUUUUCCCACCUCUACUGAACGGUCACUUUAAGUGUAUCAGCUCAAAUUAAACUAAGAAUAGCCUUUUAAAUAAAAAUGAGUCCAUUUUAUCGCCCGAAAUCAAUGUUAGUGGCAUUUUUGAGGGAUUUUUUUGUACAUAAGUGGUCAGUUAUGGCAUUAAACGGCGUUUUUUCGUGGUACACCUAUCCUGUGGAACCUGUAUUAAGCUGUGGAACCUGUGUUAUUCCCGUGGGUGACCGCUUAAUACAGGUUUGACUUUAGUUGGCAAAGCACACGAAAAAUCUUCACUAGCGCGAGAGAUUAUCCUACAUGACGUAACUACUGCCGUGACGUAAUCGUUGCGUGAAACGCUCAAAAAGAAAUGGCGCUUUCAAAAAUUUCUUCUCUGAUGAGGGUUUCAAUACAAAUUCCAGCCAUUUUGCCAGAAGAUUGGGAAACAUUUGAAAAGUAAACCUAACAAGAGAUGGAACGUGUGGGCGGGAACAAAAUAAAUAAAUAAUAAACAGGAGUUGUUGAAGAGAUGGAAGUUAGCGGCCUCUUUUUUCCCUUUGUCGGCUUUGUAAACUGUAAAGCUACGUAUGUUGACAGUGAUAAAUGACAAGUUUUAUUCCGGCAAAAGGUUGAUAAAGGUGUCUAAACACCUUAUCCAAAAAAACACCUUGUUGACACCCUACAGGUCUCCAAGACUCUACCGGUAAUUUAAAAAAUUUUCCAAAAUUUUGACUGGCAAAUCGUUUCUCAAUGUUGAAAUUUUGUACUAAAAAUUGAAAAGUAAGGACGUGUAGAUUUUAUUUUACCCAAUCUCGCCAAAGCUGUCACUCGAUUUUUGUAAAGAGCUUUGAGGUAAAACGUUGAAUUCAAAUGAUUAUGAAUAAUGAUUUAAAACAGUUGCUAUGUUGGACGUUAGCGGGACUCGGAUUGAAACUAAAUGAUGUCUUUUGUACCAAAAAUAUGCCUUAUCUAUAAGAGUAAAUGCUGAAAUUGUAAUAAUUAGGAAAAGUAAAUAAAAACCCA
Messenger RNA from Pocillopora meandrina, 14903 nucleotides. The record is from the annotation of a GenBank genome assembly. Lineage: Eukaryota; Metazoa; Cnidaria; Anthozoa; Scleractinia; Pocilloporidae.